CAGAUUGGCGGUCGUCUGCAUUCGCUUGGGAACCGCGAAACUUUAAUGUUUAUUGUGGGAUUUCUUUCGUUUAUUAUAUAUUCACAUAGUAAUAGUGUAUUGAGGCUUAGUGAAUCAUUUCAGAAAUCAGCACAGGAACACUUCAAGAGAAAAUAUUUACAUUCCACAGGUCUACUGGCAAGAAAAAUACGGAGGAGAGACUGGAAAUGGAUGGGAAGGUUAGUGAUUGAUGCCACCUCUCACGGGAAGGCGAAAGCACCCGAAGGAAAAAUGUUAGCGAAGAUAGUGAUGCUGAGGUCUGCGACGCUUGCAACAGCAGCAGCAGCAGCACUGCUCAUGUGUGCCGUCCUGCCUAGCAAAACCCAAGCCUUAACACUACCGGCUGUAGAUCCUGAAAGUUUGCCAAAUACAAAUUUUUCCUGUAUUGGGAAGGUGAUUGGAGGGUAUUAUGCUGAUAUUUACACAGGAUGCCAAAUGUUCCAUGUCUGCACGCUCGAUGAAAAAGGAGAAAUCCACGAUUACAAAUUCGGUUGUAUUCUUGGUACUGUUUUUGAUCAAGAAACGAGAGUGUGUGAGAGAGCGGACGAAGUGGAUUGCAGCCUCUCCGAAUCUUUCUUCCACCUCAAUGAUGAACUUUAUGGACCAGGAAUCAUUCCUCCCACAGCAGAUACAGCGGCUACCUCCAGCGCUGCAACAGUUCAGGUUCUGGACCCAUCUGUUGCCCUCCUUGCAGCUACAAUCUCACCUCCUGCUUCUACUGACACUUCGAAUGGCCCUUCUUCUGCACCGGCUAAUCCUUCUUCCACUUCCUCCGUUGCUGCCCCUCCACCUUCUCUUCCAUCUCAGUCGAUCCCCACCAGUUCUCCCCCACCCCCAAUUAUUCCACCAGGAGUCACUGCCUCCUCUGCCUCUACCACUUCUCGGAUGUCAACCUCCACCUCUUCCUCCGUCACUGCAGCUUAUUCUAUCCCACCCCUGCCUUUCACAGUCAGCAGGACUUCCACAUCAGUGUCUGCCUCCUCCCGUGUGCGCAUUGAAACACCCCUCGUUCAGAUCUCCCUUAACCAGGGAGGAAUAGACCUGCCUGCACCCCAUCUCCGUCCAUCCUUGCUACGGCUUGCAGCUCAGGCUCAGAAUUCUGGGCAGCAUUUUGAUGCUCUAAAUCCCACAUCCCCAUCUCCUGUUACAUCCAGGACACCUGCUGACUUUGAAGAUAUUCCCAGGCUUUCCUUCUCUCAAAGUUCCUCUGGUACUAACUUUAAUGACCACUCUAUAAUUAGCUCGCGACGAAAACGACAAACGACGUCGACAGGCAGCGGCCGAACUUUUCUAACUAAUCGAGUAUUUUCUGUCACUGAAAUGUCCGACACAGUCACACAACCUUUAGAUGAGCUACAGAAUACACCAGUUCAGAGAAAUAAUAACCAGCCUGUUGCUUUCACAGAACAGUCUUCCAGGAGAACCUCCAGAGGACGCAAGAGGUUUGAAUCCCAGACCACCACUGAAGCAUCUAGUUCUCUCAGAGAUAAUCCAUUAAGAACUGUAACAGUCACACGCAAUAGUAGUAUAGGGAACACAGUAGGCGGGCAAAGAGCUACACCUAUAAGGAGUAGGCAGAAUAAUAGGGUUAGACAACAGAGUAGGAUACCAGAACAAAAUGUAGCAACACAACAGAGUCAUAGACCAAUUCUUUCAAGAUUUAGGCAACAGGUAGAUACAUCAGUAACUGACCAGUCAAGUCUUCUAGUACAAUCUCAGCAAGACAGUCCAAUUGUAAAAAGUACUCCAUUACAUUCUAGUCAUGUCUCUUUUGUUGAGCCAAAAGGCCCACCUCAGCCAUUAAGAAAUAGACCCAAUCUCAGCAUUCCUCGUACAAGAAUCAAAGAUUCUCAUCAACAAGAAGCACGUGACACAUUCGAUGAGACUUUGUUUAUUAAUAAUGAGCCUUUUGAUUUAAAGGACCCUAUAUCCUUUAGUGACCCAACUCCACUACCUCCUGUAAUUCUGACCGCUGAACUACCACCUGACAGUGUUCACAGGGUUUCUGAGGGAGCGACCAGUGCUACGGACUUCCCAACGACAACGCAAACUUCAUUUGUAUUCCCCGAGACCAGCUUCCAAUGCCACGACAAAGUACCUGGUGGACUGUAUGCAGACAUUGAGACUGGAUGUGUCGUGUUUCACAUUUGCUCUGUUGGACCUGAUUCCAGCAUCAAUGAUAACAAAUUUGUGUGUGGUGAAGGGACGUUGUUUGACCAAAAAAGUAGGACAUGCCAGGCUGCAGCAGCUGUUGAUUGCAGUAUUUCAAAAUCAUUAUACUACUUGAAUGACCGACUAAAAGGACCAGUCUUUUUAGAGUUGGAACCCCAGUUACCUGAACAGCAGUUUGAUUUUCCUCGUAUCCAAUCAUCUCCCUCUUCCUCCUCUUCCUCUCUCCUUGAUUUAUCUUCCCGAUUUCGUCGUAGUACAGAAGCAGUUGUGGAUCUUUGUCUCAGUCAACCUCUAGGAACUCCGUUGGCUAACCUAGCAAACAAUUGCCAAGACUAUGUGAUCUGUGAAAAUGGAGUGGAUGGUAAUAUUGUUGAAAGGCAUUAUUCAUGCAAGAAAGAUUACCUAUUCUCUCAAAUGCAGAAACGAUGUUUGCCUUCUAAAAAGGUGAACUGUGUUAAGGAGACGCUCAGCGGGAUUCUAGGAUUGAAUUCACUGAAAACGGGUUUUAGCAAGAAAGGAGUCAGUGGAUCGCUUCUGUCUCAUAGGCUGAGAAGGGCAGCUCUUCCUCCUUUGAUUAAUGUUGUGAAUGGUGCAGAUUUAGAUGAUACCCAUGCACGUAGAGCUUUGCUUAACCUUGCAAAUUUGCAAAACUGGACACUUGAAAAUGCUCGUGAUACAGCUUUCAUUGAAGUUUACACUUUAAAUACAAAAGAUGCUGACUUUCCUAAGAAGGUUCAUGUAGAAAACGCCUCACCAAACCGAUAUGCGUACGUUCAUCGCAAAAAGAGGGAUGUUGUCAAUACUACAACAGGUGAACAAGCCUUGCUUAAUGAGCAAACUAAAAUAGAAGAACCAUUACUUGAAGUUUCUUCAGUAUCAUCAUCAUCAUCUUCAUCUUCAUUAUCAUUGUCUUCAUCAUCAUCAUCAUCAUCCUCUGAACAACAAGUAGACAUAAAUCCAACUGCUACUUUACCUAACCCCCUGCCCACCAUAACUAUUCCUCCAGUAACAAACAAACACUCCAAAGAUGCUUCAUCAAAAGCAUUGCUGUCAGAAAUUAAUUCACCUACUUCAGCCACAUUUCACUCUCCAAGUAAAGUAGCUGAAACCUUACCAACAACAACAGUAACAGAUGUGCCUCCACGCACAACAGCUACUGUGCCAGUAGCAACUGUUACUGUGACAAGCACAGUGACUGUUGAGUUAGGCCCAACAGAAACUCCAGGUUCUAGCACAGCUCUCCCCUCACUUCCACAGGCUCCUGUUGAAUUAACACCUGCACCAUUGCCUUUAGAUGUUGGUCUCUUUGGAAAUACAACUAAAUCAGUUGUUCAGCCCACUGUCAAUGGCACAACAGAGAAUUCUCCCUCUUUAGUAAAUUCCACAGCUCCAGUGCAAAGUGUGCUUCCUUCAGAAGAUCAUAAGGUUCCAGUAUCUUCAAAUUCCUCUUCUUCUCAUCUACCACAGGAUCAUGUCACCAGUUCACCACCUGUAUUAAAAACAACUAAUGAAACACAGAACAAUGUCUCUGUUACACCUGCUAGUGUUAGUAAUGUAACAACAGCAGCAGAAACUUCAACAAAUUCAACUUCAGGAACCCCAGUACUACAUCUGUUGGCAGAAAAUGCUACUUCAGUAGCAGAACAUACUACUUCAGUAGCAGAAAAUACUACUUCCAGAGCAGAAAAUACUACUUCAGUAGCAGAAAAUACUACUUCAGUACCAUCCACUACAACACAUGAAGUUGAGAUUACCAUUAACGGUACCUCUUCAGAAAAUGCAACUGCAUCUGUGUCGACUACUGUUACACCUACUACUGGCGAAACUGUAUCACCAGUAGCAGGUGUAAAUGGAUCAACAACAGCAAUUCCUACUGAAGGUGUAGCUAAGAAUGGAACUGCGACAUCGGCAACUCCAGAACCAACUCCUGUAGAUCGUCCCAUCAAAACAGAUAAUUUACCAGAAACAAACUUCACAUGCAAAGACAAAAAGCUAGAACAGUUUUAUCCUGAUACUGAAGCUAAUUGCAGAGUAUUCCAUUACUGUUCCCCAGGUUUUGAUGAUCGACAAAUUCUAGAUUUGAAAUUCUUAUGCACUGGUGACACCAUGUUUGAUGUUAACACCCAGAAAUGUGAAAACAAUUCAAUAGUUACUUGCGGUGAAGAAAGUAUUGUUACAACGCAAAUUCCCUUAACAACCGUUUCGGCCUCUUUGAAUGGUACUUCCACUGUUGAACCUCCCACUACUGAACCUCCAGUUACUGACCCCCCAACUACAGAACCCCCAACUACAGAACCUCCAGUUACUGAGCCUGUCACAACAAACAGUUCAGUUGUACCUGUGACUGAAAUGAUAACUACAACUGAAGAACGUUUGGAAGAGAUUCCUACCAGCACAACCAGUGAUAUUGAAACUACCACUUCACUUCCUGAAGAUAUAACGACUGAACUAGGCCCACUCGUGGAAGAAGCUCUUGAGAGUAAAGUGAUACAAGUGACUGAUAAUCCAGAACAACCUACAUCUACCAAUACCACUACAGGUACCUCUACUACUACCAGUCCUUCCAACACUAAUUCUACCACUUUUAAUACCACUACUGUUGCCAGUAUUUCUAACACUACCACUACAGCUACCAGUAAUGAUACCACUGUAUCUACCCCAACCAGUACUGAUACCACUACCACUACCAGUACUACUACUACUGCAGCACCUAAUUUCAAUGUUACAACACCAUCACAAAUAAGCUCAUCAUCUUUCUCUCCACAAGCUUUAAAUAAUACAAAUGUAACAGAUAGUGUAAUGAACAAUAGUACUACUGAAGUUAGCAAAAGUAAUACUACUGAAACCCCUCUGUAGAUACUGUACUGCCUCGCUUAAAGAACUGAAGGGUAUUAAGGCAUAUGGUAUUGAUGUUAAUACCAGUGUCUCCUACCUGUAGAUUUUGCAUUAAUAUAUUUGUAAAGAUUUGGCGACAUCUAAAAUGGAGACAGUAGUUACAAACUCAAAGAAAUCACAAUUUGUUUGUCUGUGAUUACUUUUUAAUAUUUUGAAUGGAUCUGAUUGCUGAAGAAUUAGGGUUGACUUAGAGAAACUUAAACAGCAUUAUUAUCUGUACCUUGAUAGAAGCAUAAAAUACCACUGAGUGGUAUGUUAUUUUUUUUAUUGUGCACUUGGUGUCAAUGUUGAUUUGUAUAGUAUAUUUUUAACUUAAGUCACAUAUUAUUGUUUUAUUAUUUUUUGUGUUAAUUUUUGAAAUAUGAAUAGAAAAUCAAGCUCUGUAUUUUGUAAAAACUUAUGCUUAAAUGAUUUUUUUUAUUACUAACUGUAGGGUUUAGUGAUUUCUGUUGGUCUCUUUUUAAGGACAAGGAAUCUGAAUAGUGGUCAGAAUAUCAUGUAAUUGUUGGUAUUGUAUAAGUUCCUGAAGACUGUAGCUUUACCUUUACUAGAAAUCAUAUGUAAAAUCUACAGAAUAGACAUGCCUGUAACUUGCUUUUUUAUAUUUAUGGGGUCUAGCAAUAGUUUUGAGGGAUUUUAGGGGGCACUUAAACAUUCAUUUACACAAGUCAGGAUUGCAAUGAAGCCAAGGUAAUCUUUCAAGUAUCAUUCCUAAGGCACAUUUCAGCCUGUUAUAUAUUCUUCAUCUGCCAGGGAACUUUCUCAUUAAUUUUUCAUAAUUGUGUGACAGAAGGUACUUGCGUAAGUUAUUCCAUAGUACAUUGUUAGCUUAAAAUAUCUGGCAGCAAUAUUUUUCCAUCCCCUAUGGCACAGAUUGCCAUGUCCCAAUAUUUAAAGCCCCUUCUGAAAAUAAAGGGUGAGGUGGUAAGAUAUUUUCAUGCUUAACUAGCAGAACACUUUGUGCCAAAACUAUUUGGGUCACACUCUAGAUUAGUAACUGUUGGCAAUUAUGUAGUGCUCCGACUCAUGAGUUUUCACAGAAUUCUGCUGUGUGUGUCACAAGGCAGCUUCUUCAAGUAUGACUUAAGCAUAAGCAAUGUUGUCACUGAUAUUGUCAGCAUUUAAUCCAACUGUAGCAGUAUAACUCUAGCUUCUAGAGUUAAAUGAUAAAACCGAUUGUUUAUAGAGCAGUUCAAGAUUUUGUGGGUCAAACACUUACUCAUGAGUCAGACCAUUAGCUUCUGCCAGACCUGCACAAACAUUCCGUCACUGUGAUACAAUCUUAAGAUAGAAAGCGAAUAGGUAUCAUCCAAUCUGCAUAGAUGUGCUUUUACUCUCUUCCUCUUCAUUGUAUAGAAGAUUUUAAAUUUUUUCGUAUCUUCAUCUAAUUUAUCUCUUUAUUCACUUCAUGUUUUUCUUCAUGUGUCAAUUUAGGAAAGCUUUUGGGUUCAUUGAUUUUUGUUUAGUUUGUAAGUUAAAUGUCAACUGGUUAUCCUCCACAUCACUUGGAACUCUGAAAUUUCAUGGACAUGUAUCAUUAAUGAAAAAUGAUGUACACUUAUUAAAAUAAAGAUAUUAGAGAUCU
Molecule: messenger RNA, 6691 nt
Organism: Macrobrachium nipponense
Lineage: Eukaryota; Metazoa; Arthropoda; Malacostraca; Decapoda; Palaemonidae
Product: mucin-5AC-like
Exons: 11
Coding region: 46-5067 (1673 amino acids)
Cellular component (GO): extracellular region
Molecular function (GO): chitin binding
Source: RefSeq, a predicted model, not a curated record